AUGUGUCGCACACACGGGGGGGUCGCGGGGCGUUCAGGCGAUGGCGGAGUAGUGCGAGAGCGCGCAGGCGGCGGCGGAGGCGGCGGCGUGCAGGCGCGGGCCGUGGGCGCGCGCGGCCGCCAUAUAUGUGUCGCACACACGGGGGGGGGUCGCGGGGCGUUCAGGCGAUGGCGGAGUAGUGCGAGAGCGCGCAGCGCGCGGAGGCGGCGGCGUGCAGGCGCGGGCCGUGGGCGCGCGCGGCCGCCAGAUAUGUGUCGCACACACGGGGGGGUCGCGGGGCGGUCAGGCGAUGGCGGAGUAGUGCGAGAGCGCGCAGGCGGCGGCGGAGGCGGCGGCGUGCAGGCGCGGGCCGUGGGCGCGCGCGGCCGCCAUAUAUGUGUCGCACACACGGGGGGGUCGCGGGGCGUUCAGGCGAUGGCGGAGUAG
Achroia grisella is the source of this 426-nucleotide messenger RNA. RefSeq names its product methyl-CpG-binding domain protein 2-like. NCBI's taxonomy places the organism in Eukaryota, Metazoa, Arthropoda, Insecta, Lepidoptera, Pyralidae. The transcript has a single exon. The record is from RefSeq and is a predicted model, not a curated record. Bases 1 to 426 code for a protein of 141 amino acids.